GUAAUUGACUGGUUCCUGUUCUAACGCACAUGUAGUAAACCCUCAAUCAUUUCUUGUAACAUAUUAUUCCAUCUAAAGAAUCGAUUGAAUUUUUCCUUGAAGUAAUUUUUACAAAUAACAACAGGCUCGUUUCUAUGCUACUUACUCAAGAAUUAUGGAAAUACAACGAACAGUAAAUAAGCACUUUCUGUCUAUGUUACAUUUUGUCUAGAUAAUUGAUUUUCUGCAAUUUAUUCUCUGAUAUUCAUAUAAAGAUUAAAAGACUAUUUCCUGUAAUAUUAUUCUGUAAUUGCUAGUGCAGUUCUUGGAAUCAUUUGGGAAUAAUUCAAGAAAUGAGUAUCUAAAUCGGAGGCCUUGUAAUUAUCUUAGACGAACAUAGGAAUAAUUAAGAAGGAAGAGGGCGUUGUUGUUUCAAAUGUUCAAACCGCGUGGACCGGAAGAUAUCAACGAACCAGAGUUUCAAGCCCAAUAAGGAAUAUUUAGAGGGAAAUUGAUAUUUAAUUACCAUUUAUAAUUAACUCUGGUUUCAAUGUGAAAUGGCAGAACCAAAUGUUGAAAGCAAAGUUCCAAAUGGCGGAUGGGGUUGGAUGUGCGUUGUGGGUUGCUUCACAAUGCAUUUUCUAUUGGGAGGCUUAUCUCGGUCCUUCGGAAUUAUUUACCGUUGGCUGCAACUUCGAUUUGAUAAGUCAGCUGCCAUAACAGCUUGGAUAGGAGGGACAGGUUUUGCAAUAAGAAUGGGGUUCAGUCCUCUUGGUACUGGUUUAUCAACCAGAUAUGGAACAAAACCGGUUGUAAUAGUUGGUGGUUUUCUAAUGGGCAUUGGUGUUAUUCUCUGUGCUAUUGCUCCCUCAGUUGAAUUUAUGUUCUUCAGUUACUGUUUAGUAACAGGAAUAGGCGGAACGCUCAUAUACGCCCCCGCUGUUGUUAUCAUGAGCAAGUAUUUUUCAACCAGGCGCUCGAUUGCUAAUGGUAUAUCAUCGUGUGGUAGUGGUUUUGGUGUUUUCGUUCUUCCCCUCUUAAUGGAAUUUCUCCAUGAGGAGUAUGGUUAUUUCGGAGCUGUGCUUAUAUUGGGUGGCAUUGAACUAAAUAACGUUUGUUGCGGCAUGUUAUAUAGGCCACUAGAGCAGCCUGUAGAGGCUCAAACUAAAAGAGAGGAAAAGUAUAUCGAUUACAGAAUGUUAAAAGAAUUCACAUUUAUCUACUAUGCCUUAUCCUUAGCAUUUUUUACUUCUUCAUACCAGCCAGCCCAAAUGCUCUUGCCAUCGAUGGCCAUUGAUAAAGGAUUCAGUAAACAUGAAGGAGCGAUGUUACUAUCAGUGGUUGGGAUAGCCGAUAUGGUUUCCAGAUUCCUUACGGGUUUUAUUUAUGAUUCACGCUUGUUGAAAAAUUAUAAACCUCAGUUAUUCGUGAUAGCUAUGAUCUUGUCGUCUGUAAGUCAAUAUGUAUGGGGCCUAUCUCACAAUUAUCCUUGUCUUAUUGCGAUGAGUGUAGUUCAUGGAUUAUUUAACGGUAGCGUUGUUAGUCAGCGGUCUGUAAUUGCUGCAGAAUUGCUUGGGAUAGAAAGAUUAUCAAAUUCCUUUGGUCUUAGUAUGGCUUUCCAGGGAACGGCUUUGAUGAUCGGUCCCCUUUGUGCUGGUUAUUUACGUGAUGUGACAUCCUCUUAUGUCUUCUCGUUCAUAUUUACUGGUAGUUGUUGUUUGUUUGCUGCUUUUAUAUUCACUGUAGGACAUAUUAUCGAUAAAUACUUGCGACGCAGAAAAGCAAUAGAAAUUGCCACUGUUACUGUUGAAGAAACGAAACUAUAA
Dimorphilus gyrociliatus is the source of this 1805-nucleotide messenger RNA. Lineage: Eukaryota; Metazoa; Annelida; Polychaeta; Dinophilidae. The record is from the annotation of a GenBank genome assembly.